GGGAGGAUAAGAGAGGGGCGGUGAAUCUGGAGCUGGGAGGACUGGAGGACUUGAGCACGCUCUGCUGGCCGAGAGCGCGUACGGCACUGAAGGGUCGACCUUCCUAUCACCUGCGGGGUCAUUCCGCGAAAUCGAUGUCAUAAACAGAGUGGUGGUAAUUCAGCGCCCAAAGAGUUGAAAAUGAUGGACACAAAGCGUGCUUUGCUGGCGGUGGAGCGGCUGCAAGAGAGGCUGAAGAAGAGGGGAGAACUGCCUGCUGAGGAAAAACUCAGUCUGCUUAAAAGUGUCUUACAGAGUCCCCUGUUCCACCACAUACUUGUCAUGCAAGAGACUGGACAACAGCAUCAGCAACAACAGGUUUCCCCCAGAACGCCUCUUUCUAUGAGUGAUGAACCAGAUGGUAUGAGCACGUCCCGCCCCUCAUGCAAUCUAAGGUACAGAGACUCCUACCUCUCAGCCCAGCGGGGCAAUGACCGAUGUCGAUCCUUCAAUUAUGUGACUUUUGCCCCUUGCAUCACGGAGGACAUUUCAGUGCUGCAGUCCAUGGCCCAGGGUCGGACUGUGCUUAGAUUUGACCUGGAGAAGGGCGAAAGUACUUUGGGCAUCAGCAUUAUUGGUCUGGAGACUGAAAGCAGUGGAGGUCAUGGUAUCUUCAUACAGAAGAUUCAGCCAGAUUCGGUAGCAUACAGUGAUGGACAUCUACAUGAGGGUGAUCAGAUUCUAGCAGUGAAUGGCAAGCUGUUUGAAUCCUCUGUAACACAGGAACAAGCUUUCCGGGUUCUUCAGGAAGCUGCUACUGUGGUAACCUUAAUUAUAGCCAGAGAACCAACCCCCCACAGAAGAGCCACACUCUUUCCAAGAAUCUCUCUGGCCUUUAUCGUCAAUUCACCUCGACAAAUUCAUCAUAUUGAGCUGCAGAAUGACGGAUCAGGUCUAGGCUUUGGCAUCAUUGGAGGGAGGAGUACUGGCACCAUGGUUAAAACCAUUCUUCCUCAUGGUGUAGCCGGAAAGGACGGGAGAUUACGUAGUGGUGAUCUUCUCCUCAGAAUUGGUGAUGUGGACGUGUCCACCAUGGGGAGUGAGGAAGUGGCACGUGAGCUCCGUCUUGCUGGUUCCCAUGUGAGACUUAUCAUUGCCAGGGAAACCACUGAUGGUGACCUCUCACCUACCAUUGCCCAGCAACAGGACUCACAAAAGAAACAGGUUUGGAAUGACAUAAAGGAUUUAGUAGAAAAAAAAGAAAAAGAGUUUGGUGUCAGAUUCAAUAACAACAAAAAUGGUUUGGGUGUCAACAUCUCCAAAUCUCUGGAUAAUCUGAACAAAGAAUCCAGUGGAUUUGAAGUAAAGAGCAUACUGAAAGGAAAUGCAGUGGAUGGACGAGUUCACAUUGGAGAUGACAUCAUUGCUGUGGAUGGUCAGAGUCAGUAUGACUGCAGUAAACAGAAAGUGGAGGAGAUCCUGCACAUGACUGGCCAACAAGUGAAGAUCUCUAUUCAGAGAAAGGGCUUACCAUCUGGAACACAAACAAUGUCCCAAAGACCCUUAACCCCUCUGGGUCUCCUUCCCCCUCCACUGCCUCCGUGUCUACCAGAGCCAAAGCCAGUUCUGCCCCCAGGGAAAGUUUUCUAUACUGAACGCCGGGACCUCAACUUCAACAGAGAGUGCAUUGAGUCAACGCAAGCCUGUUAUUUACAGUCCAAGAUGGAGAACAGAAACCAGUCCUCAUUUUGCAAGCUGUCUGAUGAAGAGGAGGAAAUAUUGAAGGAGAAGUGGCAAAGCAAACUGGGUGCCCAAUAUGAAGUCAUGGUGGCCCAGGUACAGAAAUUCUCUGAGAGCAGUGGUCUUGGUGUGAGUUUGGAGGCUAAAGAAGGUCAUCACUAUAUCUGCUCUAUACUGCCAGAGGGUCCAAUUGGACAGACGGGAAUCAUUCGGCCUGGAGACGAACUGCUAGAGGUGAACGGGUUCUCUCUGAUUGGUGAGACACAUAAGGAAGUUGUGAGCUUGCUGAAGGAGCUUCCCGUGAAUGUUUGUGUGGUUUGCAGUCGUCUCAUCCCACCCACAAUCAGCGAGGAAGAUGAUGACGAUGAUGACGACGUGCAACUCACUCUCAAGGAACUACUAGCAGAAUUUCAUGAAAAGGCCGAGCAGAAAUCAUUUGGGGGUCUCUUUGCACGCAGAGAGGAUGACUGGAAGACAGAAGCUCCUGUGCUGUCCCAUCAGGCCAUGUGGGAGAACGAGAUUCAAGUCUAUGAGCUGCAAAAAGGCGAUUCUGGCCUGGGAUUCAGUAUACUAGACUACCAGGACCCCAUGAACCCAGGGCAUACUGUGAUAGUGAUCCGCUCUCUUGUAGCAGGCGGUUUGGCAGAGAGAGAUGGCCGCUUGUUGCCAGGCGACCGGUUGAUGUUCGUGAACGGGACUGACUUGAGCCAUGCGAGUCUGGCUCAGGCCGUUCAUGUCCUGAAGAGCACUGCUCUGGGCACUGUACGAAUCGGAGUCACCAAACCCUUACCGGAAAAUGACAUUCAGGACACAGGAGCUGAUAUAACAGGCAACAGCCACUCAGAACAUAACAACCAGCACGGCACUUUGCAGACAAAUUCCCACUCUCAGAACAGCAAGAUGGAGGCUGAUGCUAAGCAUGUCUCCAUCCCCUCAAGUGGCUAUGAGAGAACCAUAACUAUAGUCAGGGGAAACUCCAGUCUGGGAAUGACAGUGAGUGCCUUAAGGGAUGGUUCAGGCAUGAUAAUCCGCUCUGUGGUUCAUGGCGGGUCAAUCAGUAAAGAUGGGAGACUGGCAGUGGGGGAUGGAAUUGUUGCCAUCAAUGGAGAAUCUACCACCAACCUGACCAACGCACAAGCCAGAGCCAUGCUGCGCAGACAUUCACUGAUUGGACCUGAUCUCAGUGUGACAUAUGUACCUGCUGCCUUCCUGGACAUGCACAGAGCCAGCCAUGCCCAAUCAAAAGAGGAAAUGGAAAAACACAGAACAACUACUGUCCAGCCCAAGCACUCACAGAACCUACCUUUUAAACCCUUAGAAUGCAUUUCCGAACAACAAAGUACAGUGGAUGGUAAAGGAGUGAAUGGAAAGACUCAAGAUGAAGAAGAGAAUGAAAGAACAGAUAGCCACAAUCAGAUAAAGCAAAGAGAGAGCAGUGAAAGUCUGGAAAGAGAGCAAAAGGUGAAGAAUGAAAGAGCGGUCUUGCAGAGUGAGAACGGACAAAGACGAGGGAGAGAAAAAGACAGAAAAAAAGAUGAAGAAGAGACACAUGGGAAGGAUCAUAGUUCAUGGAGUCAGCCAAGAAGAGUAACAUUAUUGAGGGCUGGGGGCACGUGUCUUGGCUUCAGUGUGGUCGGGGGUCGUGGAAUGGGCAGUCGACUGAGCAAUGGAGAAAUGAGACGGGGCAUCUUCAUAAAACACAUCGCAGAGGACAGUCCAGCUGCACGCAACAGCACUCUGAAAGAAGGAGACCGAAUUCUUCAGGUUCAAGGUGUAGAUGUGAGUGAUUUUACUCAUGAAGAAACGGUCGAAGCGAUCCGUAGAGCAGGAGACAAAGUAGAACUACUAGUGCAGAGUCCUGAGUUUUCAGCUACUGACAGCUGCUCUGAUGACAAGAUGUCAAGAUCAAAUUCUCAAAAUCAUCAGGAACCCGAGAUCCCCAAUAAUCUCUCCCCAACCUACCCCUUCAGUCCCAUCCCCUUUAAGCGUACAGAAGACUGGAAGUUGGGGAAGCCUCCACAUUUAGCUCCCCCCCUCCUGAAACUGCCCUCCAGGCAAGUCAACACAGAAACAGAUGGAGUACAGAGGGUUCCAGAGAGACCACCCUUGCCAGAAGAGGCUUCACAUCAACACAGCGGGCAGGAGCAGAAGCAGGAGCAGGCCUCUUACUGGAGCCGCAUGCAGCAGAGGUAUGGCAGUCUGCCUGGAGAGCUGCACAUGUUUGAUCUGGACUGUGGCUCACACAGCUCUGGACUGGGACUGUGUUUGUCAGGAAACAGAGAUGGAGCACGUGGUAGAAUGAGUGUGUACGUGUCAGAGAUCAAACCAGACGGGGCCACUGCCGCAGAUGGUCGGGUCAGGGUGGGAGAUGAACUACUGGAGAUAAAUGGACAAGUGCUGUAUGGACGCAGCCACCAGAAUGCAACAGCAAUCAUCAGCAAUGCUCCAGCUAAAGUCAGAAUUCUGCUCACAAGGAAUAAACCUGCACAGAACCAAAUGACUACAGGACCAGUAAAGGAGAUGGACAACUGUCCUGUUUUAUCUCCUGCCAUGCAGGUCAAAGAAGGUCAACAUUUAGCUUUGUCGCAGGAUGGAAGGAUCAGCAGAGAGGAUAAACUGAAGUCUUGCUCCUCAGAGAAUCUCAGCAUCGGUCUUCCUGCUCCAAUCAAUGCCACAUCCAAUCAUAAACCCACAUGUCAUCCUGCCAGUCACAUGUCCCCCAGCUACUGUACUCCUCCAUCAACUGGCAUUUCAUCAGCUGAUGAGAACAUCCACUGCGGCUCCACAGCCAAUCAGAGCUCUUGCACGGGGCCUCACAGCGCUUCUUAUUUUGCCCAGUGUUCUGUGAGCUCUGACCCCCUAACAUGUCCCAUCAUACCUGGCUGUAUGAAUAAUAUUGAUAUCUGCAAGGGCACCACAGGGCUUGGCCUCAGCAUAGUAGGAGGCUGCAACACAGCACUGGGCAUAAUAAUGAUUCAUGAAGUGAAUAAGGAUGGUGCGGCACACAGAGAUGGUCGGUUGUGGGCAGGAGAUCAUAUACUAGAGGUGAACGGCAUUGAUCUGAGAAUGGCCACUCAUGAGGAGGCCUUGAGCGUCCUGCGCUUGAGUCCGCAGCGUGUGCGAUUGUGUAUCUACAGAGACCCUGUGACAGAGAACCACUCCACACACACACUCCAGAACCAUACACCUGAAGACAUGUGGGACCUCUUCAGUGUGGAGCUGAUGCUCAAAACAGGACAGGGACUGGGGCUUCGCAUUGUGGGAAAAAGGAAUGACACUGGAAUCUUUGUGUCUGAGAUAACAAGGGGAGGGGCUGCAGACUUGGAUGGAAGGCUGUUGCUAGGUGACCAGAUUUUGUCUGUGAAUGGAGAGGACAUCCGAGCUGCAUCGCAGGACUAUGCGAGCGCACUGCUGCAGAGGUGUAGUGGGUCUGUGCUGUUGGAGGUGGCACGUUUUAAAGCUUCAUCACACUACUCAUAUGGAGAUCAGGUGGGCGAGGUGGACGUCCCUCUUCUCUCCUCUCUCAGCGCACAUGAUUCUGUGGAUGAAAAUGUGGACAUCAGAACUGUCACCGUUCAGAAGCAUGAAUGUGAGUCUGUGGAGCUGAGAUUGAGAGGCACACAAGGAGAUGGUAUGAUUUAUAUCUCCAACUUGGACCCGACCACACCUGCAGCACGCGCAGGACUUCUGCAGCUGGGUGCCAGGGUCAUCAGCAUUAACGGUACAUCAACUGAACGUCUCUCAGUUACUGAGGCAAGUACUCUCCUGAGAAACAGCAGCGGAGCCGUCACACUGCAGGUGAUGCCAAGUGACUGUGCAGAUGGAGCUAUUCACUCCUCACAUGGACUCUCAGAGAAUUACAAUACCCACAACCACCAGAGUUCUCAGUUCCAGACUAUCAUUCUUGAACGUGGCUCUGCUGGGCUUGGCUUCAGCAUUGUAGGAGGAUUUGGCAGUUCCCAUGGUGACUUGCCCAUCUAUGUCAAGAACAUAUUUCCCAAGGGAGCCGCGGUGGAGGACGGGCGUCUGCGACGCGGUGUUCAGCUGCUGACAGUAAAUGGUCAGAGUCUGGAGGGUGUCACUCAUUCUGAAGCUGUUGAGCUCCUUAGACAAACCAGCGGGACAGUUACUCUACAAGUACUCUCAAAAAGACUACCAUCAUGCUGAUAAUGUCACUGUCCUGUCAAGACGUUUCGCAUAGACCUCAAGCAGCAGAUGUAUUACUGAGUGUUAGACACAGAUGGAGAUUCUACAAGUAUUUAUGAAAAAAAAAAGAUAGAAAAAUCCCAAAAUGUAGUGUUUUCUAAUCUCAAAAAUAUCUUGGAUUAAAUGUGUGUAAAGUGGGAGAAGCCAAUAGAGACUAGUGCUAAACCAGUGGUUCUCAACCAGGGCAUUUGUAGGAUGACUUAAAAUUAUUUAAAUGAUAAUUAUUUACUAGAUGUAAAUUGAAAACACUUAUUUUCCCUCAAUAUAUAUACAUACAGUUUAUACAAUUUAGAGUUGUUUAAUUCAUAUAUAUGUAGUGCCCUCCACUAAUAUUGGCACCCUUGGUAAAUGUGACCAUGGACCAUAAAACCAGUCAUAAAGGGUUUUUUUUUUAACCGAGAUUUGUACAUCUGAAAGCUGAAUAAAUAAACUUCCCAUUGAUUUAUUGUUUGUUAGGAUAGGACAAUAUUUGGCUGAGAUACAACUGUUGGAAAAUCUGAAUAAUAGUGUGCAAAAAAAUCUAAUUAUUGAGGAAAAUUGCCUUUAAAGUUGUCCAGAUGAAGUUCUUAGCAAUGCAUAUUACUAAUCAAAAAUUACGUUUUGAUAUAUUUACACUAGAAAAAUGUACAAAAUAUCUUACUGGUUUCAGAUACUUCAUAUCUUAAUGAUUUUUGGCAUAAAAGAAAAAUCGUUCAUUUUGACUCAUAAAAUGUAUUGUUGGCUAUAGCUGUAAAUAUACUUGAGCUACUUAUGACUGGUUUUGUGGUCCAGGUUGACAAAUAUGAGCAAAGGUGGAUGUGAAAAUAAAUCUGCAAUGUUUGUUUUUGAUCUUUCAUUCAAAAAUUCACAAAUUCUAACCUAUCAUUGAUAUAAAACAAUGGAAAGUGGGGGAAAAAUCUCAUUAUGAAAUAAAUGUUUUUCUCUAGUUCACAUAGCCACAGUUAUUGGCACCCAACUGUUACAACCUCCUUUUACCAAAAUAACAGCUCUGAGUUUUCUCUUAUAAUGCCUGAUAAGUUUGGAGAACACCUGAAAAGAGAUCAGAGUCCAUUCCUUCAUACAGAACCUCUCCAGGUUCCUUCAGAUUCACAGCUCCAUGCACAGCUCCAUUCACAGGCCAUAGCAGAAGCUUCAUUUAACCAUGACCCAUUAUAAGAUUUCUUACAGAGGCAGUAAGGUUGAGAUCUUUUAUCUGUUGGUAUUUGAUAGAAUCCAUGAUGCCUUUAAUCUAAACAAGAUGUUCAGGACCUCCAGCAGGAAAGAAGACCCACAACAUUAAAAAUACAGCAGUAUAUUUAACCAUGGCCUUGGGCUACUUUUUAUCCUUGUUUGGGUGGGUUUGCUGCCAAAAAGCUCUUUUUUUAGUUUCAUCUAAACAAUAGAAGCCAGUUUGAAGUUCCAGUCGUAUCUGACAACUGAAUAUGCUGGAGUUUUUAGAUGAGUAAGGAGGAUUUUUCUUGAAACCCUCCUGAACAACAGCAGGGGCUGUUUGAUAUAUUUUUUAGGCUUUCUGACCCCAAGACUCAACUAAUCUCAGCAAAUCUCCAGCUGUGAUCCUUGCAGGGUCUUUGGCCACUCAAACUCUCCUCACCGUGGAUUAGGACGAUAUAGACACGCGUCCUCAUCCAGGCAGAUUUGCACCAUUAUUAGUUGAUUGACAAUCUUGUUCUGCACACCAGAGCUGUAUUCUUUGUUUUUACUCCUUGUAAUGGGUGAUUAAGGGAAUUUGGCCUUUGUGUUCCUCAUAUUUAUAAUACUGUGGAACAGGAAGUCAUGGCUGGACAAUUUCAUGCUCCUAGUCAAAAACAAAAAUGUAAACAUGAAUGGGAAUAUACUUCAGAGAUAUUUUACUCAUAAGAAUUUCUAGGGGUGCCAAUAAUUAUGACCAACAUGAAUUGGAGAAAAACAUUUAUUUUAUAAUGUGAGUUUCUCCCCAUUUUCAAUUAUUUUACUUCAAUGAAAGGUUAGAAUAUUGUGAAUGUUUUGAAUAAAAGAUCAGAAAAAUAAACAAUGCAGAUUUAUUUUCAUAGCCGCCUUUGCUCGCAUUUACCAAGGUUGCCAAUAUUAGAGUAUAGGUAUUAUCCGCAAUUAAUUUCAAGCUUUAUGGAAACGCUGAGAACCACUGUGCUAAACUGUGAUUCUUUUACACAUACAUAUCAGCUAUCAUAUUUUUUGUACUGUAUUGCUUCACUACACAGAUUUGUACCAUUAAUGUCCACUUUCCAGCCUUCGUCGCGAGUUACAUGAACAUAUAACCGGCAUAGUACUAAGAGCUUACAUUAUGUAUAGUUAUUCAUAAGUGUUUAGUUACAUGUUUAGGCUGUCAUUAAUCAUGCAAAAAAUAUUUUAAGCAAGACUAAUAUAUAGGAAUAUUUUCUGACUGUAGCUCAAUAAUAAACAGUUAUAUCUGUAUGAUGUCUGUAUAUGUUGUCAGAUGCACCACAUGUAAAUCAGUGCUUCACUGUUCUUUAAAAUGACAAUCAACAUUCAUCCACUCAUAGAUUUGUCUUUUUCUACUGUAAAUUUACCUGUA
Molecule: messenger RNA, 8458 nt
Organism: Labeo rohita (rohu)
Lineage: Eukaryota; Metazoa; Chordata; Actinopteri; Cypriniformes; Cyprinidae
Product: multiple PDZ domain protein
Exons: 44
Coding region: 181-5886 (1901 amino acids)
Molecular function (GO): protein binding
Source: RefSeq, a predicted model, not a curated record